Molecule: messenger RNA, 1517 nt
Organism: Mytilus californianus (California mussel)
Lineage: Eukaryota; Metazoa; Mollusca; Bivalvia; Mytilida; Mytilidae
Product: cytosolic Fe-S cluster assembly factor narfl-like
Exons: 8
Coding region: 21-1463 (480 amino acids)
Biological process (GO): iron-sulfur cluster assembly
Cellular component (GO): cytosolic [4Fe-4S] assembly targeting complex
Molecular function (GO): 4 iron, 4 sulfur cluster binding
Source: RefSeq, a predicted model, not a curated record
GUUCUAGUUUUCUAAAAAACAUGGCUUCCAACUUUAGUGGAGCACUUCAGCUCACAGAUUUGAACGAUUUUAUCACACCAUCACAGGAAUGUAUCAAACCAGUUAAAAUUGACAGAAAACCUGGAAAAGUUGGCAAAAUAAGAAUUGAAGAUGAUGGUUCUUAUCUAUCUAUUAAUGAUGAAGGACAGGAAACCAGACUAGAGAAGGCAAAGAUUACAUUGAAUGACUGUUUGGCUUGUAGUGGGUGCAUUACAUCAGCAGAGAGUGUACUCAUAACUCAGCAAAGUCAAGAGGAACUUUAUAAAGUACUGAAAGAAAAUUUGAGGUUGCAAGAGACAGGACAAGCUGAGCAACAGAAGUUAGUAGUUGUGUCAAUAGCUCCCCAGUGUAGAGCCUCACUAGCUGCCAAGUAUAAACUAUCUGUACAAGAAACUGCUGGCAAACUGACAGGAUUCUUCAAGAAACUAGGUGUACACUAUGUUUUUGAUACCACAUUUUCUAGGAACUUCAGUUUGUUAGAGAGUUGUAGAGAAUUUGUACAAAGAUAUAAGGAAUCAGAAACAAACAAAACAGCCUUACCAAUGUUGUCGUCGGCUUGUCCAGGUUGGAUUUGUUAUGCAGAGAAAACACAUGGUUCUUACAUCCUGCCAUACAUUAGUACAACUAAAUCUCCACAGCAGAUUAUGGGUUCUCUAGUCAAAGAUUACAUGGCAUCCAGUAGGGGGGUACCAGCCAACCUGAUCUAUCAUGUGACAGUUAUGCCUUGUUUUGAUAAGAAACUAGAGGCAUCAAGAUCAGAUUUCUACAACGACAUCUAUAGUACAAGAGAUGUAGAUUGUGUCAUAACCUCAGUUGAAGUUGAUAAAAUGUUGGAGCAGGAAGGAAUAUCUCUGAAUGAUGUUGAACCAGCUGAAAUUGAUAAUAUAUUUACACAGAUACAUGAAGGUCAGUUAUUGAAUCAUGCUGGAGGAGGAUCAGGUGGCUAUCUAGAACAUAUACUGAAGUAUACUGCACAUAAUCUCUUUGGACAGGAUGUCACACAGAUAGACUAUAAAGUUUUAAGGAACCAAGAUUUUCAAGAAGUGACUUUAGAAGUACCAGGACAGCCAGUCAUCAAAAUGGCAUUAGCUUAUGGGUUUAGAAAUAUUCAGAACAUUGUUCAAAAGAUAAAACGAGGAAAGUGUCCAUACCACUUUGUUGAAAUUAUGGCUUGUCCCUCAGGUUGUAAUAAUGGUGGUGGACAAAUCAGACCUGAAGGAGAGGAAACACCAAAAGAACUUGUAGAUCGUGUAACAGCAACAUAUAAUUCAAUAGACAAUAGUUUGCCUGAUAGCUUAAAAACUGUGAUUGAUGUAUAUAAUGAAUGGUUAGGUGAAGUUGGGUCCGAGAGAAGUAGAAAACUACUGCAUACUCAAUAUCAUGAAGUAGAAAAAAUGACAAAUGCAUUGACAAUAAAAUGGUAGAAUGAAGACUAUAUCUGUGAUAUUUUGAAUUUAUGCAAUAAAAAUAGUAAUAUA